Messenger RNA from Rubroshorea leprosula, 1052 nucleotides. Lineage: Eukaryota; Viridiplantae; Streptophyta; Magnoliopsida; Malvales; Dipterocarpaceae. The record is from the annotation of a GenBank genome assembly.
GGUUAGUUUUACUCCAUUUUUACUAUUGCUUCUGUUCGGUGGAGCAGAGAGAAGAAGGGCACUGACAGAGGAGAUGAGGAAGAGAAGGAGGGCAGCGAUGGAGGAGAUGAGGAGGAGGUGCUCAGCAGAGGAGAGAAACCACUUUCCCGAAGAUGAUCUGUUCUGUUUUGAGCCAAUCAGAUGAGGUAGAUGGUGAAGAUCGGCGGAAGAGAAGAAGUGCAGUGACAGAGGAGAUGAGGAGGAGGUGCUCAGCAGAGGAGAGAAACCACUUUCCCGAGACGAUCUGUUCUGUUUUGAGCCAAUCAGAUGAGGUAGAUGGUGAAGAUCGGCGAAAGAGAAGAAGUGCAGUGACAGAGGAGAAGAUCGACGGACGAACGGUGGAAGAGAAAUCGACGGACGAUCGGCCAAGAGAAGAUCGGCGGAUGAUCGGCGGAAGACCCUUCUGCAGUUCUGUUGCCCGGGCGAGCAUGGCGGGUCGCACGAGUCCAGCGGGUAGGACGGGCUUGCCGGGUUUCAACGGGUUUCAACGGGCCAUUCACCUAAACGGGCUGAAGCCUUCAACCGGCCCGUUUUCAGGCCCGGGCUGUAAUUGCCGAAACAUUCCUAUGCUGAAGGAAGGCUCCAGGGAGGCCAUGGCGGCAGCUGCAGUUCCUGAAGAUGGAGAAUUCGGCGUGGUUGCAUCGAAUUCAGGGGAGGAAGAUAAGGAGAGGAUCAAUGAAGGCAAUCGGAGCUUUGGAGGGAAACGGUGGCCAAAGCAGGAGACUCUGGCCUUAUUGAAGAUACGUUCCGAUUUGGAUGCCGCCUUUAGCGACUCAUGUCUUAAAGGUCCGUUGUGGGAGGAAGUUUCCCGGUGAGCACACUUAAUUCUCCGCCGGCAGACUUGAAAUUCCCAUCGAAUUCAUGCAUGAAUUUAUUACCAGAUUUGAUUUUAUUUGACUGUGAUAAGUUUAUGAAUGGAAUACUAUUUCUGUAUAUUUCUUUGAAAAAGAUCAGUACAUCAUAUAUACAAGGAAUCAGAGUAAAAGACGACUAAAUCAAUUGAGUUAAAUCAG